Molecule: messenger RNA, 3292 nt
Organism: Paramisgurnus dabryanus
Lineage: Eukaryota; Metazoa; Chordata; Actinopteri; Cypriniformes; Cobitidae
Gene: slc25a44b
Product: solute carrier family 25 member 44b
Biological process (GO): branched-chain amino acid catabolic process; branched-chain amino acid transport
Cellular component (GO): mitochondrion
Molecular function (GO): branched-chain amino acid transmembrane transporter activity
Source: RefSeq, a predicted model, not a curated record
UGAGUGUCGUAACUCUAUUAUUAUACGACUCUGGUUAAAGCUAAUGCUACCAUACCAUACCAUACUUUACUGGACAUUCAUACCACUAAUGUCAUCCUAAGUAUGCAAUACAACUGAAACAUCUGCUGUACGAGCCCCAGGAUUGAUGCCGGGCACUAAAGGCUGGAAGCAUGCAGCAGAAGCGGAACAUUCAGAUCAUAGAAUGGGAGGACCUGGACAAGCGCAAGUUUUACUCCUUUGGAGUAUUCAUGACUAUGGCCAUCCGUGUCACAGUCUACCCGGCCAUGCUCAUCCGCACCAGGCUGCAGGUUCAGAAAGGGAAAUCUCUCUACACCGGGACCUACGAUGCUUUCCGUAAGAUUCUCAGAGCUGAGGGUUUGAGAGGACUUUACAGAGGCUUUAUGGUGAACACGUUCACGCUUAUAUCAGGGCAGGCGUACAUAACCACAUAUGAGCUGGUGAGGAAGUAUGUUUCCAACUAUUCUAAAGACAAUACGCUGAAGUCACUAGUUGCAGGUGGGUCAGCAUCACUGGUGGCCCAGAGUAUUACUGUUCCCAUCGAUGUAAUAUCCCAGCAACUCAUGAUGCAGGGCCAAGGGGAGCAUCUUACCCGCUUUAAAGUUAAACCCACAACAUCAGGAGCCAUAUCUUUUGGCCAGACGAGAGGCAUUAUUGCACAGAUAUUUGCUGCAGAUGGCAUCUAUGGGUUCUACCGAGGUUACGUGGCGUCCCUCCUUACCUACAUCCCCAAUAGUGCAGUGUGGUGGCCAUUUUACCACUUUUAUGCAGAGCAGUUGUCUAAGAUGGCUCCCAGUGACUGCCCUCAUCUAGUGCUGCAGGCAAUGGCUGGACCUCUAGCAGCCGCUACUGCCUCUACUGUCACCAAUCCUAUGGAUGUGGUCAGGGCCAGGGUUCAGGUGGAGGGCAGGACAUCAGUCAUUGAGACCUUUAACCAGCUGAUGAGAGAGGAAGGACUUUGGGGAAUGACCAAGGGCCUUUCUGCUCGCAUCAUAUCAUCCACACCCACAGCUAUAGUCAUGGUGGUUGGUUAUGAAACUCUUAAAAAACUCAGUCUACGACCAGAGCUGGUUGACUCCCGACACUGGUAAACAAACAACAACACUACAGUGUCUCAGUAACUUUCCCUUACCUUUAUUCACUCCAUUUUGCCUUUAAAUUGCCCUGCCUUUUUCAUGAUUCAUUUUGACGAGGCAGAUUUAUUUUUGGAUGGCUAUGGGAAUAUUAUUUAGCUAAGAGUGCAGCUUGUAUGUAACUUUCAGUGGAGAACACUGCUCAGGUUUGAGGCACAUUUUCUGACCGUAUUUUUAAAAUAGAUAUGAUCAUUGAACAGAUUUAAUGUUUUAGAGUAAUUGGUGUUUUUAAUUUAUUCAUAAUUGCUGUAUUACUGGUAUUUUAAAUCUAUUUUAAAUGUUAAUUUUGUCAUUGUUAAUUUUAAAAAGAUAUAGAAUAAGACACAUAAUGUUACUUUUUAAUAUUUUGUAUGCAACAAACAGAUUUCCCAAGAAUUACAUUUAAUCAUUAAUAAGAGUAUGAUUUAUCAUACACUAUAAUGUUUAUUUUCUGUAACCAGAUAUUUUGAUUUGCACAUUGUUGUAAGCUAAAUGUGCUUUUAGUUGUUUUGUGGAGUAUCAAUUUGGGAUGUGGGAUGUUUCAGUUUGCCAUAACUGAGCAAAUGUUCAAGAAAAAUGUGUGUAUUUGACAUUGUAAAAUAUACAAAGUUAUAAAAAGUGAGUGUGCCCAUUAGUUUAAGAUUGUGGUGGGCGUUCUGGCUCAAUAUGGCUGCCGUCGCAUCAUCCAGGUGGAUGCUGCACAUUGGUGGUGGUUGAGGAGAUUCCCCCGUUCAUAUGUAAAGCGCUUUGAGUACUGAGAAAAGCGCUAUAUAAAUGAAAGGAAUUAUUAUUAUUAUUAUUAUUAUUAUUAUUUUAAGAGUGUCUUAUAAAAGCUAAAUCAAAGUGAAAAUUAAUUCUAAUCUCAACCUCUUGUAUGUUUUUGUACCACUGAGUGAUUUCUAUAAGAAAACUUGUUUAUGUGUAAAUGUUGCAUUGGAAAAAGCAAAUCUAGCCAUUGUGCCAUGAUUCUUCAUUGUGCUAUUCUUGUUAUCACCACUAGAGAGCAGGCACUUACAGAGUGUUGCCAGAUGCCCUGCUCCUGUUUAAAAGCGCUUUGCUUUUUUUCUGGGGGUUUAUCCUUCAGUUUUAUUUUAGACCCAUCAGCAAAACUUUAGAAACACAAUACACACUCCUGUGACAUUGUUUAGCCUUGAAUAUUAAAACUACUCUCCUGUUAUUUUCAACCCAGUGUUUGAUCAAUAAGGGAUGAGCCCAGUCCCUUGGGUUGUAAUUUAACCCAUUCUUGGUUGUUUCAACCCAAAAUGCUGGGUUGUUUUAACCCAUUGUUUGGUCUAAUAUAAACACUUUCUCAGUUUAUUUCAACCCAGUUGCUGGGCUUGUCCUUUUUUGACCCGACGCUGGGUUGAAAGAAACCCAGCAUUUUUUAGUGUGUAGGAACCUUUGGUCUCUGAUCAAAACUAGCACCUUAAUGUGUCUAAAAUAAAUAUUGAAAUACCAGAAAGGUUGUUCAGACAAAUAAUCUGUAAAAAUCGUUUGGCACCCAGGUCAAACUGCAUUGAAAGCUGUAAUGUUAUAUUUGCAAAAAAAUCACAAUUUGCUUUAUCUAUUGGCACUGCCUUCUGCAGCAGAAGCCAAAGAUGAACAAACCUUACCAAUAGGUUUACUCCGAGUAUGUGGGAAGGGAAUAUUCAUUAGUUCAAUUUCAGGGCAAGUGCAGUACCUCCUACAGUGCGUUUGUCUUUGGGCACUAGAGUUUCUUUCUUCUCUGAUUUAAUGAUUAGUGCCAACACAGCAGUGCGUCUGUACAGCCCGGGGUCAAUGAUGAGACACAUGUUUCGCUGUAGCUACAUUUAUGUGACAGUUGCUUGAAAUCAAACUCGGGGCAAAGGAAGAUAUUACGCUUCAAUUUCAAAUCUUAAUUUUGUAUGAUUACAUCAAUAAAACAUGAUGUUUCUGUGGAUGGAUUUGAUACGUUAACCACUUUCCUCCAGCGUGAGCUGAGCUAAUAGAAAAAAAUGUUUUUCAACAGAACAAUAUAUUGUUCAAUACAUACGUUUCAGCUUAUGUAUUGCAUGCUGUGUUGAGAUGGAUUCGAAGUUAUGAUUUUACCACGUUAUGCAUAAUGUUACAACAUAAACAAGACCAAUAAAUGAAAUACUUGCACUGUAUUAAUGUGCUGCUGAAUUUAUAUAACCCUAAUA